This is a messenger RNA of Necator americanus (New World hookworm), 216 nucleotides long. RefSeq lists its product as uncharacterized. The transcript has a single exon. The record is from RefSeq and is a predicted model, not a curated record. Bases 1 to 216 code for a protein of 71 amino acids. Lineage: Eukaryota; Metazoa; Nematoda; Chromadorea; Rhabditida; Ancylostomatidae.
AUGCAGUUGCAGUUGGUGAAGCUAGUGGAUGGGAUUGAGAUGAGACCAUCGCGAACAGCAACCAUGAAUAAUAUUAACAAGGGACUCCUAACGGCUACGCUCUACCGCAUCGCCUCAAGCUCAUCCACAUACUCAAUUGCACCGAGUUUCAUGCAGUUUCAACCAGACUACACCAGAGAUGCUCAAGCAACUGCAUCAGCCCUCACACCGUUUUGA